AUACAGAGAAUUGUAACUUGCAACACUUAUACAAAGCAAAAUGUCAACUUGAUCUGAAACGAAAUGAAACAAAAAUUUUAUUCUAAUUUAUUUAUAUUUCACGAAAACUGUGUUUUCCUGUUAUAAAAGAUGAACGUGACUUUAAUCAGUUUAGAAGCGUUAAUUUUAAAAGCUACUCACGAAUCUCUACCAUGUCCGGACGCUGCGGCGUUGGAGGCUUUUUGUGCGGUGAUGAAGGACGCUGCGGAGGGGGCGCAGCUGGCGGCACAAGCUCUGGCGGCCCGCAUACACACUCCUAAUGCUCGGGAGGCUCUGCUCGCUCUCUCUAUGCUAGACCGUUGUAUGCGACGUUGUGAUGCCGGCUUCCACGCUGAAGUCGGCAAAUUCCGCUUUCUCAAUGAAAUGAUUAAGUUAGUUUCGCCUAAAUAUUUUGCUGAUCGAACUUCACCUGAAGUACGGACAAGGGUUUUACAAUUACUUCACGCAUGGUCAAUUGAGUAUCCAAAGGAGUCUAAGUUUAAAGUUGCAUAUGAUAUGCUGAAGAACCAAGGUGUGGUGAAGGAGACACCGCCUCCCUUACCCCCUGAAGAUGUGGUACCUCCUCGUAAUAGGGCCAAGAAUGCAAUCUUUGAAGAUGAGGAGAAGUCCAAGUUGUUACAAAAGUUGCUACAGAGCAAAAAGCCUGAAGAUCUCCAACACGCUAACAGACUCAUCAAAACUAUGGUUAGAGAAGAAGAGCGUCGUAACGAAGAAAGCAGUCGUCGCGCCCAAGAAGUUGGGAAUGCUUUAGAUAGCGCAGAACUUCUUAAGGAACUGCUUGCGAACGCUGAAGAUGCGUCUCCAGAGGAAGAGCAGUUGAUACAUGAGCUGCACAUGUCUUGUGGGACUCUCCGCUUGGCACUCCAACGUCUGGCUGCCUCGGAGUCCCAGCCUGACUGUCUCAGUGAGUGGACCGAUGACAUAUUACACGCCAGCGAAGUUUUAGACGAUGUUUUCGAGAAGUACGACGCAUAUUCUAAGUUUACAAAGGAAAAGAAGAAAAUUCCAAAUGCCAAAGCUUCAAGUACUGAUCAAGCACAAAGUUCGAAUAGCGAUAGCUUAUUGGACUUCGCCGGUAACUUGGGGAAGGGAGAUGACGUCACGGUGCAGCCUGGCAGCUCCAGGAGUACUGCUAUUGACGAGCUCGGUGAUAUCUUCUCGACGGGAAGCGAUACAAGCAUUGUGGAACCGCUGAAACCUGUCAACUUGAUGCCUAGUGAGGAUGUAGAUCUUUUAGGAGACAAACCAAGUAAAGCCGAGGGAUGGAAUGAACUAGACUCCCUUGGGGAACAACUCAUCAAACAGUCCCUACCUGACCAUAUCAAACGGCUGGAAGGAUUUAAUGGUAAAACAUCAAAGAAAAUACCAAUGAACGCGUUACCUUCGCCUAAACACGAGGUCGCGCCACCACCAACAACAACAAACGGCGCUCUGUUCGAUUUAGACUUCUUUACCAAAAAACCAGAAGAGCAAUCCAAACCUGUAGAGCCAGCUAAAGUGCUGAGCAAGCCAUCAUCGCCGCCUGAUGACGUCAUAGUAGACAUUACCGACGGACCGAGCACCUCGGCUGUACUGCCUACGAACCUUACUGAAUCUCCCAUUGACAACAUAUUGGACUUAAGUAUAUCUCUAGAAGAAAACAAGCCGAAGAACGCUUCCCCUACUGAAAGUAUCGAAUCUACCGAAGAAAAGAGAGAAAAGACUAAAACUGAAGUGAAACCGUUGACGGAUAUAGAUGUGUCCUUGUCUAACGUAACCCCGAGCAAUGUUCCUCCAAUGACGAUAUUUGAGGAAGAAAAUGGUCUGACGGUCGUGUUACACUUCUGCCAAGAUAAACCGAGGCCUGAUGUCAAUGUUGUUGUGAUAUCUACGACGAACAAAAAUAAGAAGCCUAUUAUAGAUUUUAGGUUUCAAGGUGUGGUUCCUAAGUGUUGUAAAGUUCGUCUGCUAACGCCGUCGGGUACGACUCUGCCCCAGUACAACCCGUUUCUGCCGCCGCCAGCCAUCACGCAGGUCAUGUUGAUAGGCAGGCCUGCGUCCAAGCCACCAGUCGACCUUCGGUUCGUCAUCUCCUACACAUGUGAUGACGACACCUGCUCAGAGAUCGGCGACGUCAAAGAUCUGCCGUUAGACCAAGUAUAGUGUGUUCAAAAUCAACAUCAAUCCAUACUUAUCAUCGCUGAAUGCUUAAUUAUGUAAUGUACCGUAAUCUAAGCUUUGUAACGGCGAUACAUUAAUGUUCUCAACACCAUCGCCAGUAGCUACUACUGAGUACAGACAAACAUACUGUUUAUUUUGACUGAGUGAUAUGUAUAUUUUAAAUAUCGUGUAAUUGAAUGUAUAAUUGUUUCUAGUCGAGAUUUUUAUUACUGAAUUAUAAAUUAUAAUUAUCGGAAAAAGCAUUUAUUUAACAUUCCAAUAUUUACUUAUUGUAUUCAAAUAUAUUAUGUACUUAUUAUAUUUAGGUCUCAUUUUUUACAAGUUGUGAUUAUAAAGUGAAAUCGUUAGGAAAUUCGUAAACACUGCAGUGUUUACAGAUAUCUGUAAUUAGCACAGUAUUAUAUUAGUAUAUUUGUAAUAAAGGUUGGAGGCGUACUUACUGUGUAUUUUAUGUUGCAAUUGUAUGUACAAGAAUUAGAAUAAUGUUUGUGUUGAAGCACCAUCUUAAACCGUAAAGUGCAAUAUAACCAUACAAUAAAUGUUUUAUUUCAUUUUCAAAUAUGUGUAUUUUAUAUUUUCUCGAUCCAAUAGCUUAGUGACAAAUAAACUAAGCUUCAAUAUUUUGUAUAUUUUGUGAUCGGCACUAAUAUCUUAUUUAUUAAAUGAAAACUGCAUUUAUAA
This is a messenger RNA of Spodoptera frugiperda (fall armyworm), 2880 nucleotides long. RefSeq names its product ADP-ribosylation factor-binding protein GGA2 (gene Gga). Gene Ontology annotation, biological process: intracellular protein transport; vesicle-mediated transport. Lineage: Eukaryota; Metazoa; Arthropoda; Insecta; Lepidoptera; Noctuidae. The transcript has 8 exons. The record is from RefSeq and is a predicted model, not a curated record. Gene Ontology annotation, cellular component: trans-Golgi network. The coding region runs from base 130 to 2181 and encodes 683 amino acids. Gene Ontology annotation, molecular function: ubiquitin binding; small GTPase binding; phosphatidylinositol binding.